This is a messenger RNA of Racocetra fulgida, 156 nucleotides long. The record is from the annotation of a GenBank genome assembly. Lineage: Eukaryota; Fungi; Glomeromycota; Glomeromycetes; Diversisporales; Gigasporaceae.
AUGAAUUUGAUUUGUUCGACCCGGUUCACCAUACCAAAACGUGAAACGAUCAAUUUUAUUACCGGUGAUAUAAUGGGCAAAGGUGAAAUCAGAAUUAUUGACGUGAAAAUUGAUGAUCAAGGGAAUCCCGAUUACGAUAAACAAAACUAUGAAUAA